AUGGAGCCGAGGCGAGAACUUGUACUGGCGUUGUGUCUCGCAGUAGUGCUUCACUUGAGCUGCCUGGGUGCACCACUGAGCACGACGGUAGCCGCUGCUGCGUCUGCAGCCGUACGUGAUAGCGCCGCCAGAAGCAGCAGCCAAAACGCCUCAAUUACUACGGCUUCUCCUUUGCCCUUUGCCGUCUUUGGGUACUUGCCCGAGUACCGCCAGAGCUGGUUCAACUACGAGGCCUUCUUCAAAUCAGGGCUCACCCAUCUCAUCUUUUUCAGUGCCGAGGUUGAUCCAGCUACCUUGCGUCUCGCCCACGUAGAUGACCGCCUGCCGUCAGACGGCGAGUGGGCCCGCAUCCGUCGUCUGGCAGACCUGCACGGUGCGAAGCUGAUGCUCUGCAUUGGUGGUGGUGGCCGCAGCUCCGGGUUUUCGGACCUCGUCGGGGACCCGGUGCGGCGGCUAUCGUUUAUUGAGGAGGUGAAUGCGGUGCUGCUGACGCGAGAGCUCGACGGUAUCGACUUCAACUGGGAGUAUCCGCAGACAAUGACUGAGUGGUUGAACUUUGGCCGCUUCCUACUGGAGAUCCGGUCUGCCCUGGGUUAUGCUCCCGCUGUAGGAAGAGAACACGCAGCUGGACUGAUCGGUGAGCGGCACCACCGCACCCGAGUGCGGCACGCCGUCUUGUCCAUGGCCCUCCAUCCCCAUUCGUCUAUUGCAGCCGUACUGCAGUCCGCUCGAGUGCUUCGCUCGCUCGACUACGUGCACUGGAUGGCAUAUGACCAUAUUCUUGGGACCGAGCCACACAGCUCGGUCGAGUACGCUGCCUCGGUGCUCAGUGAGGAGAUGAUUGGGCUCUUUAACGAGGCUACCUACAACAAGCGUUCUGGGCAGACGCACCAGGAGCUGCGCACAGAGCAGGACCACCGCCGCAAGCUUACCCUUGGAAUCCCCUUCUAUGGUCGUCAUCGAGAAAAUAGGCGACGGCAGCCCGAGACGUACGAUCGCCUCUGGCGCUCAAUCCAGCAAUGGGCUCGCAAGAAACACCCAGCAUGGGUUGAGGGAGGAGCAGAGCUGCGGGCUUUGAACAACUACGGCGGGUACAGCUUCACUGGCUACAACGAUGUGAAGCGCAAGAUGCGACUGGCACGCGCUGCUAACUUGUCUGGGAUAAUGAUCUGGGAGCUGGGCCAGGAUGUCCCACCUGGGACUUCACCGAUGUCGCUCAUGGCUGCAGUCCACGAGCAGCUGGCGGACUGGGGUUUACUGACUGACAGCGGUCACGAUAGUGGUGGCGACGUGAACGGAGAUAACACAGGCCACCUUCAGCAACGACAGCGCCGGUAUUUAUCCUCAGAUGUGGCCGAGGACGGUGAUCUAUGA
Messenger RNA from Leishmania braziliensis MHOM/BR/75/M2904, 1374 nucleotides. RefSeq names its product chitinase. Lineage: Eukaryota; Euglenozoa; Kinetoplastea; Trypanosomatida; Trypanosomatidae. The transcript has a single exon. Bases 1 to 1374 code for a protein of 457 amino acids. Gene Ontology annotation, molecular function: chitin binding; chitinase activity. Gene Ontology annotation, cellular component: extracellular region. Gene Ontology annotation, biological process: chitin catabolic process; carbohydrate metabolic process. The record is from RefSeq and is a predicted model, not a curated record.